GGAUGGCAGCUGUUCACUUUGCUUUGUCAGUACUUUCUGUUUGUGUGGUUUUGACUUUCGGGUUUGGCAAUGAGAUUUUCUCAGAAGAGUACAAAAUAGAAGAGGACAUGCAUGGGAGAGAACUGGUGGUUGCAAGCCGUGGACGGAUCCGUAAAACAAUCGACUUAAAUGAUCAGAGUAUCGUAGCUAAAACGAUGUGUAAAGAUAAUACUAUAAAGGUUUCCUUGGCAUCAGACAUGCAUGAAGAUGAGUGGAAAAUAGGCGACCUUGUUGUAGGAAGUUCUGCCUUGGGCUGUCGUUUGUCCUUCACAAACUCAGAUGAAGGAGUGUUUGGAAAAAUUACUUAUUUAAAGACCCAACGAAAGGGUCUUUUAUAUAUAACUGUAGAAAAUGCUAGUCCUCUUGAUGUACUAGAAGAGGCCAAUAUAUCACUUCAUGUAAAACAUCGAAGAACAAAACGCAGCAACACGAAUUUUCUCUCAAACAUCUUGGAUAGCAUUAAUUGGGAAGAAACGUCAAACACGACCGUGUUGUUCAACAAAGACAAAAAACCUUUCUCUAUCCUAAAGAUGACGAACAACCCAACAUCAGAUGUAGGAAUACUUGAUUCCAUUAAUACAAGUCCGAACGCAGAGACGCAUUUUAACUUCACAUGUACUUCUUGCUUUGGAAAAGUUGAGUUAGCUUAUCAUCUGGAAAUGAGAAUAAAGAGAGACGUCGAUACAAACAAACCAAUUGUGAAAUCCUACCUCUCUCAAGUGGAAGGCGAGACCACAAACAACUAUCAGUUUUCGAUCCAAUCACACAAAGAACUGACUCUUCUAGUUGACGAGAAAGUGAUGGAAACGGAUCCUUUGUUUCUUCAUCCAAUCACGUUAGCGACAUUCAAACGAUUUCCACCUUUACAACUUACAAUCCGUGUCCAAUCGAGCACGUACUUAACUGCCAGCAUCAUUACACAUUCUUCUAAAGAGUUUAAGUUUGGGGAUACUUUCCAAACGUCAGGGAAGUUUGUUGUGUCUAAUCAGCAUAGUCAACAUAAUGGAUUACCAACAAAUCAUAUUUCUACAUAUGAUUGGCAGACAAACCACGUUCAAAACGAUGCCGUUGAGUCCAAUGAUUUGUUUUCAAUGAGUUUCAACAUUUCCCAACAGAUUAGUUUAAAACCUUUCAUUGAAUGGGUAGAACGAGACAUUAGACUUGAUUUUGGAUCACCCUUUACAAUAAGGUUACAGCAAGAACUUAAUUUAAAGUCAACAGUUUCUGAUGUUUCACUGUGUUCCAACGUAGAGUCUCGUUUAACGAGCGCUUUCUCGUCAGAGAGAAAUUCAUUAGUUGUUGAUGCUUUUGGAAUUCCUAUAUGGGGUGAUGUAUCGACACUGACUAUGUCUCAGAUUUCGAGUGCAGCAUUGGAUCAACAAACUUUAUCCAGAAAAUGUCAAGCCAACUGUUUUGAAUCUCAGUCCCUUUCAACAUCAAUUGAUGCAUGCGGUGCGCCAGGUAGUCUUGUGCUUCGAAAUUCGUCGACAUUUUCUUCUUUGCGGAAGUUAUUUGGAGACACCAUCAUAUUUCUGUCGGAAGAAGCAAGUGAAUCUUCGUGGUGUGGUCAUCCUGGAAAUCCAUGCUUGGACUGUUCAAAUUACAUUCAAGAUGACAAUGUUUGCUCCGACAGAUAUGUUACCCCAGAAUUAGCAGAAGUGUUAACUAAAUUAGCAAAAUUUGUUGAAGCGGAAUGGCCAGAUCGAAAGCUUUUGAUUUUGGAAGCAUGGGAUGAAGCUACAUCAGCACAUCCACUUGGUAGUCAUGGUAACCAGUCCUUGUUUUACACCGGAAGAGCAGCAAGAGUUGCAUUGAGUAGAAACUUAACAUCAAAAGAACCAGAGACUGACCAAAAUAUAUUCCAGAGGUUUACCCAAUUACUGCAAUGCUCUGAUGCUGAUUUCUUUGACACAUACAUGAGAAAUUCCGUUCUGGACAUUUGUGUUUCUGAUGAAUCGGCCGCUUUUUUCACGAACACCGAAAACAAUAGAAAGAAAAGAGCUAUUAAAUCAAACAACAUUGUAAAAACAAAUACUUGGAGACAAGAGAAAGAUAAAUAUGAUGAACAAAUUUCUGGUUUAGUAAGUGUUACGUCAAGUGGAUCUACCCUAAAAGACUAUUUUGGAGGAGGAAAGUAUUAUCCAUCAGGAAAAACUGCGAUAGAUGUUUGUGGAGAAGCUGAAGAUACAUAUAGUAUUGAAAAUCUGGAUAAAAUGCAAAGACAAAUUCAGUAUCCACUGGAAAAUGUUGCAUUCGAGGCCGAAGGAUCUAAGACCUCCUCAUGUGGAGCAUCAACGAGAGGCUGUAAUCAAUGUACUCGUUACGUGGAUGUAGACAAUCCAUGGGACUGGUGCCUAACAAGGACUAUGACCACAAGGGCUGCAACAAGACUUCAUCGCUUAGCCAGACUUGUAGAAGAGGAAACAAAGUCAGGCGGUUCAAGUUUAAGUUUAGCGGAUGAAGAGUUAGGAAUUUGUCGAUCAGCUAUGGUGAUGUACAAAACCCUUGAGACGUGUAAAGAAAAAAUGCCGAGCUCUACUACUAAUAAAGAAUCAAAGUGUUACGAUUGCAUAAUGGACGCCCGUUGCUGUUACGGAAACGAUAAUAUUGGCUGCAUAAGAAAUGCAUGCUCCGGAGAUGAGAGUUCUAGUGUGUGGACAUCAAUAGCUUGUUCAGAACUUAAUCCUUUUUUAAGUGAUGUUACCAUACCAACAACGCCAGCAUGUAACGAUGGUGAUAGUUCCAAGAUGAUCCUGUAUGGAAAUGUAUGCGGAGGCGAUCCUUGCCAAUUUUUUACUGGAAAAGAGUAUCACCUUUUGUUAAAAGUGGUUCUAAUAUUCGAAGUCUGUUCUGGCAAAUGGGAUCAGACAAAAAUCGACCAAGACAUUCGGAAUCUGAAUACCGGAGAAAGUAAUUUGAUGACUUUUUUGUCUUCUUGCAUGAGUAGCGACAACACAAUUCUAAAACUUCACUACCCUGUUCCAAAUGACCCAACAAUCGGAAUAGGCUUUAGCCUUCGUUCAUCGGAAAAGAAAGAUUUGCUGUUGAAAAUUUUACCAAACCUAGACUAUGACCUCAUAAUGGAAGGCAAGCAAUCCUUAACAAAAGAACAAGCACUUUAUUUGUAUGAUAAAACUAUGAGGCGAUACUACAUAAAGACUAUGAACAGUAUUGUCCCAUUUAAAUCAUUUAUUCACUUGGACACUGCUACAAAAAUUGCAUUAGUCAAUGCAAACUAUAGAGGAGAGUUUCCAUCGAAUCUUAGAAAAAGAUUUAACGCCGCUGUACAGGGUGGUCAGUGGGCUAAUGCUGCUAAUAUUUAUCUAAGUCAUCCAGAUUACAAGAGAAACAAAUGUGAUACCACUGGCCAUGGGAGUAUUUGUACUAGAAUGACAUGGAAUGCGGAGCAGUUUAAUAAACUUGCCAAAAAACAAGUGAAGGUUUUAAAAAGAGAAAGCUCUUCGGCUCUUCAAAAUGUUGGAAGAUCGCUCAAAUUAGCUCUAAAUCCUGGAGUGUCUCUGAGCACAACUACAGUUGCUAAUCUAGCUGUCAUCGCAGGAUUUGAUCACGUGACUAAGGCAUCGGAUCACAUUGUGGCAAGUGUUCGACCAGCUACAGGUGUAAAUAGCGUUUUAGUAAACUAUCCAAAUGUGAAUAUGCACGAAACCGAACCCCCUGUCGAUGACAUGGUUGAGUAUGAAAUUCCAGCAGAGGCAGACUAUAGCCUGACUUAUCCUUUACUUCUGGAUGGAUUUAAUGACUCUAUAAGACUUUCGGACUGUUACAAAAUAGCUCAUUUAAAAUCUAAUAAAUUUAGAUAUUUUAGAUUCGAUCCAACACUUUUAGAAUGUAUGGAGGAAGCAAGUAGUCACUACACUGAGUGUAUUGCAGUGGAAAGCGGUUCUGGAUAUCGAGUCAGAUCUGAAAACAAUAGGAACAUUGAUAGUAGGCAUUCUGAGGAGAAAUGGCGUUUUUCAGUUGGUCAGGCUGUGGAAAUUGGUAAAGGCAAAACUCUAGAAGAACUAAAGCUUCUCGGAUUAACAGUUAUAAGAUCAUGCGUUCAGAAUUUGAUCCGCAAGAGGUUGAUACUUGGAAUUGGUGCGCACAAAGAUAAACUUUAUGUGGACAUACGGGAAUCUUCACCAGCAGCGGAGUUUGUUAAAGUUUGGGAGGAUGGAUCAUCUGACUUGUACAUGUAUCUUAAAGACAUAGAAAACGACUUCAAAAAUGGAGGUGCUUUUAUUGAACCAACAAACAAAACACGUGCAUGUCAACCUUCACCCCUUGGAAAGAACGCAUACUACAUCAAAUAUUCUAAUGAAGGAUCAUGUAGUGCAGAUACAGGGUUUUCUUCACUGUGUUCAUCAACAAAAUCUGAGAGACAAAAAGCUGCCGCAGAUCUACUGAAACGUCUAGAUGAAGUGAUAGGAAACGGACCAUUAGAUAAAGCAUCACUUAGAGAAAAAGUCAACAAUUGUUUAGUGAAUCUGUGCGGAGGAUGCAUUGGCAAAGGAAAAAUCUGGAGGGAUAAGACGAUAGCGUGUUUUGACUUCGUUACCUACUUUUUGGAUGGGUCUUCUGUACCAUUCCCAAAUUUAAGAAAUUCUGGAGCAUUCUUCAAUACAGAGAAUACUAAAUCUGAAGUUCAUUCGUUGGCUUGUCAUGAUGGAAGUGCCUGCAUUGAAAAUGUUCAGCUUCAUUCUUUACUUCAAGAAACAUUGACGACCAAGUACAAACCAGACUCAUCCCAAACUAACGAAGAACUAGUUUACGAUCCAAUGGACAAUCCCUCCCCAUUGCUCAAUAUUUUAGAACAAGAAAUGGCCAUACGUGUAUCUGGGAACGUUUCAGUUUAUAUUGAAAACAAUGGAGAUAUCUCAAGGUUGAAUCAAAUAUUAAAGAUUCUUAUGGUCUUCAACACAAAGGUCACCAAUGUUCAUUAUCAUUUGACAAAUUCUGUGAGGAAAAACCAAGUUGUGGGUGCUGUUCAACGUAAAAUAGAAAGAUGGGCGACGUCGACGUGUCCGGACAUCUCCCGUGUAACGGUCGCUCCUUUCACGGUCUCUGAAAUAUCUCACGAAAGACACAAACGAAGUAUAGAUAACAGCCAAGACAGGAAUUUCGCAAAGCAACUAAGAAACAAUUGGGAGUUGGAGUGGCUUUCAAAAACUUAAUUAUAUUAUCCAAUACCAAAUUAAAGAUAUUUGUAUUAGAGUUUAUCUUUGGGGAUUUGCUGAGCAAUUUAGGGGUAGUGUGAAAAUUAUUUUAUUAAACUCUGUUUAUUAUGUUUUAAAUGGAACGUUUAAAUUGUUUUUAUAGUCCCACAGGGGAAAAAAAUUAAUCUUCUUUUUUUUUUAAACAAUUAUAAUCUAGCUUUAUAAGUCAAAAUGUCAUCUUUAGUACAACUAGUCCUAAGUGCAAACCCCUAACAAAUCAUAAUUUCGCAUUCGAUUUCAGUACUUCAUUAGAUCUGGUUUACAUCAUUCUUAUAUCUACUUCUAACAAUUUUUACGUUAUAAAAACUUAUUGUUACAUCAAUCAAUUUCUGUGAUAGUGACUAUAUCUUUUAAUAUUUAAAAAGAAUCUCAAUGCAAUAUUUUUUUUUUAUUUCAUCGAAUAGUUUGUGUAUAUACUUGACAACAUGAAUUUAUUACGUUUCUUUCGAGUUGCGGACACUGUGAAACUAAUGAAAUUACUCGAUUUCCCACGGAUUUGUGAAUAUUUCAAUCAAAGUUUUCUUUAAAGCUCAUAAUAUUUAUUCGUUUGGAUUUUUUUUUAAAAUUCUACAUAACGAAAACAAAGUGUGAUUACUGAUAAAUUGUUGAAGUGUUGACUAUUUAAUUUGAAUACUUACUUAAAUUUUAUUAUGUUCAAAUACAUUAAAACAAUUAUCAGUGCACUACAGUAUGAUUAUUUUUUGCAUGUAACUCAGAAUGUUUUUAAUCUAUUUACACGUGUAUGUACUGCUGACAAUAGCUAGUACUGUUUUGAAAAAACACUUUUCCAUUGAUGUGGAGGACCCUUAGGGGUGUCUUGCAUCUAAAAAUUUUUUUAGUUUUACAUAGUGUAAAGUAUGUAGAAAAUAGGCGACUAUACGUGUUACCAAAUUCUGAAAUUUAAAAAAGUGGAAAAGAAAUCAAAGAGCAUCAAUGUAAGUGGAUAUUGUAAAAUUGUCAAUUUCAAGAGCAGGAAGAUAAGAAAAAAUUGUUUUGUCAAUCAAAUAAAUAGUCAAAUACUUGUA
Molecule: messenger RNA, 6280 nt
Organism: Magallana angulata
Lineage: Eukaryota; Metazoa; Mollusca; Bivalvia; Ostreida; Ostreidae
Exons: 25
Coding region: 3-5213 (1736 amino acids)
Biological process (GO): cell fate specification; smoothened signaling pathway; cell-cell signaling
Molecular function (GO): lysozyme activity; patched binding; calcium ion binding
Source: RefSeq, a predicted model, not a curated record